This is a messenger RNA of Entamoeba invadens IP1, 669 nucleotides long. RefSeq lists its product as hypothetical. The transcript has a single exon. The record is from RefSeq and is a predicted model, not a curated record. Lineage: Eukaryota; Evosea; Mastigamoebida; Endamoebidae. The coding region runs from base 1 to 669 and encodes 222 amino acids.
AUGGAUUUGUCGCCACUGUUUGUUAACAAACUGACAUUAACAAGUCAACUCAUCCCACUGAAUUUGACCAAAUACCACCUCAAGGUGAAGUGGGAAGACAGUGCACAAAAGAUCAACGGAAACAUUAUGAUUGCACUCUACGCUGCUCGCCGAGAGAUGGACAAGAACUACAUCACGUACUUUUACCCCGUCACGGGGAAAGACACAUACACCUUUGAUAAAGAGCUUCCGAGGGGGUUCUACGACGUGCGCGUCCUCUCAUACACGCGUGGUAUAACAUACACGUACCAGCGGUUAUUCACAAUCGACGAAUUUUUUGUUGGCGAGCCCUAUGAAGAGAAGUUUGAAUUGGUCGUCGACGCAUUCCCAGAUCGAUCGGAAAUUUUAGUUAAAAUUAACGCCCCAGCCGAUGAGGGUGAUUUCAUUGGAAUGUUUGCGAGAGAAACCGUUUCGAUGAAGGACAACUACAUGAUUGGGCUCGGUAACACCAUUUUUGGGGAAGGAAACCUCCAGAGGUUCUUCCCUGUCAACAAGGCUCAGCUUGGCGACAUCAAUGGAAAGGAGUUCCAGGUCAGGUUUUUCAAGAAAGAUUGCGAGAUCGUCAAUGGGAUAGACACAAAUCGGAUGCCGUUUGCGUUUUCUAAUUACUUUAAAUUUGAGACGAACUAA